Rotaria sp. Silwood2 is the source of this 861-nucleotide messenger RNA. Lineage: Eukaryota; Metazoa; Rotifera; Eurotatoria; Philodinida; Philodinidae. The record is from the annotation of a GenBank genome assembly.
AUGGAAAAAAAACGACGAAAGCGACAUUGUUCAAUAUUCUUGGAACAUUUACCUAAUGAAUUAUUUGCUCAAAUAUUCUCUUAUUUAAAUGGAGUGGAUGCUGUUUUUGCCUUUUCACAACUUAAUCAUCGUUUUCAAUGUUUACUUAGCGAAAAUUGUCAAUUCUUUGAUUAUAAAUCAAUAAGAUAUUUUGAUCGUAUACAACGUUCACUUGUUCAUUUAUCAUCAUUAAAUAGUCUUGAAAUUUAUCAAAAAGAAAAAGGAACAUUACUUCCUAAUGGUCAACCCGAUGAAAAUUUUAAUAGAAGUGAAGUAAUUAAUUUAAUUAUUUAUAGUGAGUUUGUCUCAAUCCAAUGGAUACAUAUAUUGACUAAAUUACGACAUUUAGAGAUUCACUCUUACGCAAUAAUAUCAUCAGAAAAUGUUCUUUGUUUAUUGAAAAAUACACCUCAUUUAUGUUCAUUAAUUGCAGAAAAGAGUGUUUUACAGAAAGCAACAGAAUAUUGGAAUAAUGUUUCCAUAUGUAAUCAUCUAGCUCGUAAGAUUGUUUCUUUAAAAUUACGUGGGGAAAAAGUACGAUCACGAUCUAUAAGUAAAAAUGAAAUCCAACAAAUUAUUCGAAUUUUCUCUUCGAAAUGUCAACAUUUAUCUUUAUAUGCUCAAUCACCAACCGACACAAUUGGUUUAAUUUUACAAAAUAUGUCUCAACUACAUAGUUUACAUGUCACUAUUUUUAGAAAAAUAUCCCCAUCUAUUGAUAUGGCAUGGUUACAGCAGCAACAGAGUAUAUUCAAUAGUUCUAAUUGUAUUAUUGUUAAUAACGAACCUAAUCAUUAUUUUUGGUUAGGACAACAUCAAUGA